CGCUUUGUAACGCUCUCAUCUCAGUGAAAAAUUUUGGCUCUCAAUUCUCUCAUUUUUUUCACAAUCCUGCUCCGGUGCUCUCUCACUCACUUUCUCCUUUGGCGGUGGUCAAAAGGGAAGUUCCGGUCGUUGCAGGCCAUUACCCCUUAGUUUUUGGAUAGGAGCGAGGGAAAUGGAGUUGAACCUUUGACAUUGAUUCUUGAAUGGAGGGUCAGGGCUUCUUUUAGGUUAAUAUAAAUGAAAGGAGCUUCAACACAUAGGAGCUUUGGGAAUAUACAUAAGGCUGUAUUUAAGGGGACAAAGGAUUCAUAUUGGAUUUAUGAGUAUUUUGGUAAAUGGAGGUUCUUGAUCACUCUGAGAAGAUAGGUAUCCCUCUGCAAAAGUCAAGGAAAGAAUGAGGAGUUCAAAUUGGUUAUCUAUUUAACAAUAGCUCUGAUGUAUCUUGGAGCACAUGAGCAACGGAGCCUGUGGAGCACUACUUCAAGAGUUGCUCUUGUUAAUCGUGCACAUCAAAUAGUGUCACUUGCAUCAACAAAUGUCUAGUCGUUCUUCCCGAACCAUAUAUGUUGGUAACCUACCGCUAGAUGUCAAAGAGUGGGAGAUUGAAGACCUUUUCUACAAGUAUGGACGUAUUUUGGAUAUUGAAUUGAAGCUUCCUCCCCGCCCUCCUGGUUACUGUUUUGUGGAGUUUGAGGACCCUUUGGAUGCUGAAGACGCAAUCAAGGGCCGAGAUGGCUAUAAUUUUGAUGGGUGUCGUAUCCGGGUUGAACUUGCCCAUGGUGGUAGAGGGCAGUCUUCUCGACGUGGUUAUGGUGGCGGCGGCAGUGGUGGCAGUGGUAGAGGACGAUUUGGUGUUUCUCAUCGGUCUGAGUUUCGAGUUGUUGUUCGUGGACUGCCUUCUUCGGCUUCAUGGCAAGAUCUGAAGGAUCACAUGCGUAAGGCUGGAGAUGUAUGCUUUGCAGAAGUUUAUCGGGAUGGUGAUGGAGCCAUGGGUAUUGUGGACUACACCAAUUAUGAGGACAUGAAAUAUGCACUCAGGAAACUUGAUGAUUCUGAAUUUCGAAAUCCUUUUGCAAGGGCUUAUAUCAAGGUGAAAAGCUAUGAGGGUAGUCCACGUGGGGGUCAAAAUCGAAGUAGAAGUUGCAGUGGGAGUCCAAGAAGCAAUAGGAGGUCUGUGUCAAAAUCGAGGUCCCCUUCGCCUGCCAGAUUAUCCAGAUCGAGGUCAAGGUCCAACUGACUGCAGGAAAGUUGGCACGGUGGUAAACAUCUGCUGCAAGUUGCUGCUGGCUUUUAGUCUUAUAAACUUGGGGGGCAUUUAUGAAUGUUUUGGUGCAUAUGGUAGUCUAGUGAAGA
This is a messenger RNA of Durio zibethinus, 1353 nucleotides long. The record is from RefSeq and is a predicted model, not a curated record. NCBI's taxonomy places the organism in Eukaryota, Viridiplantae, Streptophyta, Magnoliopsida, Malvales, Malvaceae.